AUGUGGGAGCGUUCGCAUAAAAUUCCUCUCUAUUCAAUUGCACUAGCAACCUUCCUCGUGGCAACCAGCCAGCAAUUUGUGCUUUCGUCCACUGUGAGCUCGCAAAAAACGCCUUACGAAGAUGAUCCAAACAAUUUUGAACACCAACACGCAAGUGAGCUCCUGUGUAGCAGUGACACGUUCUACAUGUUGAAUCGCACAUAUACGCCACAGCUUCCAAGUGAAUGCGUAUCCGUGAAAGUUACAUCGGGGCGUCGUAACGGAACGUAUCAGGCUCUUCUCAGGCACCGCUUAAAGGGCUCAAAAAACAUGUACAGCUUGAACGUAACCGUCCAUCCAUUCACCUCCGGAUCACACACUGAGGACAAUGCGCUUUUCUUCACCUUUCCAAGUCCUCAUACGCCGUUGUAUAAAUUUUUGUUCACCAACCCAGACAAGACGUGUGCUGUUCUGCGCGCAACGCAUGAACAAGAUGGGACAGGUUGCGAAUUGUAUUCAGUAGCAGAAGAAGGAGCCAUGGUUCCUAUUUCCCAGGAAUGUCUGGAUGUCUACAUACAAAACUGCUCCAACACAGCAUCUGAAGUAUGGAAAGACGACUGUAUAGAAGGAGACCAAGACUAG
Molecule: messenger RNA, 621 nt
Organism: Ixodes scapularis (black-legged tick)
Lineage: Eukaryota; Metazoa; Arthropoda; Arachnida; Ixodida; Ixodidae
Exons: 6
Coding region: 1-621 (206 amino acids)
Biological process (GO): symbiont-mediated perturbation of host defenses
Molecular function (GO): amine binding
Source: RefSeq, a predicted model, not a curated record